Messenger RNA from Rotaria sp. Silwood1, 1065 nucleotides. The record is from the annotation of a GenBank genome assembly. Lineage: Eukaryota; Metazoa; Rotifera; Eurotatoria; Philodinida; Philodinidae.
AUGAGUGCUGAAACGCAUGCAAAUGCUGAAGGUAUUAUUCAAGGUUUAUUAGAUACUGAAUUAUCCAAUAUUGGCUAUCUUCAAUCACAAGCACUCGGUCAAUAUCUUCAAUAUCAUCGUUUUUCACAUAUCUAUUCAAGCGACCUAAAACGAACAACAGAGACAGCUCGUCAAAUUCGUUCAUUCAAUCGUGUAUCAUCAUGCGAAAUACAAUACGAUUCUUUAUUACGCGAACGAAUGUAUGGUAUUGCAGAAGGUCGAACACGUCAAUGGUUACGUGAAUUAGCAAAAGAAAAUGGUAUUCCUUAUAUAAAUUUUAUACCUUCAGGUGCUGAAAGCACAGCUCAAGUACGUGAACGUGUUAUACAAUUUUUUCGAAAUUUAUGCCACGAACUUCUUGAAAACUCUCAUACAAAUUCAUCAGUCUCAUCAUCAUCACCAGUAAAAUUUUAUAUACCUAGUUUAUUAUCACAACAAGAUAAUGAACAAUCUUUAUUACGUAGUGUUUCGUCAGAAAAUUUAAUAUCAUCUCAACAAACCAUAACAAAUUCAACUCAUAAACGUUCAUUAUCAGCAAGUAAUAUUCAAAUUAAAUUAACAACAAAUAUAAUAAAAACAACGUCAUAUCAGUCAUCUUUUGAUUCGGCACUUGACCUAUCAUCUGUAACAUCUGAUCAACAAUCAAUAUCAUCAUCAAUAUCACUUUUUUCACGUCAUAGUAGUUUUGAAAAGCAUCCAAAUUUAUCUAAAGAUUUAUUGAAUUCACCAUAUAAAAAUAAUUUCUCUGAUCUUGAUAUACUGAUUGUUAGUCACGGAGCUGUUAUACGAGAAUUUAUUAAAUAUUUUGCCUGUGAUUUACAAGCCGAUAUAGGACAACAUUUAAAUACUAUACAAGAUAUAGCACCAAAUACGUCCAUAACACGUUUUGAAGUAACUUAUUCAAUGAAUGAAGAUCCAAAUCCAAUGACUAUACUGAAGUUGAUUGAUUAUCAUAAUAAAACACAUUUAAUUAAUGUUAAUAACAAUGAGUACAAUUUAGAUGUGAUCAAUAAAUGUAAUCUGUAA